This is a messenger RNA of Diaporthe amygdali, 1407 nucleotides long. RefSeq names its product pre-mrna-splicing factor slu7. Gene Ontology annotation, cellular component: spliceosomal complex. Gene Ontology annotation, biological process: mRNA splicing, via spliceosome. The transcript has a single exon. Gene Ontology annotation, molecular function: zinc ion binding; pre-mRNA 3'-splice site binding. Lineage: Eukaryota; Fungi; Ascomycota; Sordariomycetes; Diaporthales; Diaporthaceae. The record is from RefSeq and is a predicted model, not a curated record. Bases 1 to 1407 code for a protein of 468 amino acids.
AUGCCUCCACCGCCGCCGCCCUCCCGGCGGGAUGCCUCGACUGCGCCGAACAAGGAAGAGAACGCCUACAUCCCAAACUUCAUCUCCAAGCGACCGUUUUAUGCUGGUGAGGGAGAAGAGACCGACUACCUAGAGCAUCAGCGUCUGCAAAAGAAAGAGCAAGACUCGACAUGGUACGACCGAGGCAAGAAGGGCAAGGCCGCGACCAAGUUCCGCAAGGGCGCAUGCGAGAACUGCGGCGCCAUGGGCCACAAGGCCAAAGAGUGCCUGGAACGGCCAAGGAAAAAGGGCGCAAAGUUCACGGGGAAGAAUAUCCAAGCCGACGAUGUGGUGCAGGAGGUGCAACUGAGCUGGGAUGCGAAGCGCGACCGGUGGAACGGCUACGAGGCGAAGGACUACAAGCACAUCGUGGAGGAAUACGACCAGAUGGCGGAGCUCAAACGACAGAUGCGGAAGAAGCAGGCUGGGGAGGACGGGGAGGAGGAGGGCGAUGCCGGUGACAAGUACGCCGAGGACGUCGACAUGAGCAAGCACCAGCCUACCUCGACGAGGCAGCUGCGCAUACGGGAGGACACGGCCAAGUACCUGCUGAACCUCGACCUGGAGUCGGCAAAAUACGACCCCAAGACCAGGACGCUAGUGGACGCCGGAGCGACUGCCGACAAGGCUGCCGAGCUGUUCGCGGAGGAGGGCUUCGUGCGUGGGUCAGGCGACGCGGCCGAGUUUGAGCGUGCGACAAAGUACGCAUGGGAGGCUCAAGAGAAGAAGGGAGACACAAGCCAGCACUUGCAAGCGAAUCCGACGGCAGGAGAGUUCUUCCGUAAGAAAGAGAAGGAGGAGGCCGAGAGGAAGAAGCUGGAGAAGGAGAAGCAGCUCCAGGAUCUGUACGGUGACAGUACACAGUCGAUGCCAGCUGCGCUGAGAGACAUGACCGUCACGGAGAACGAGCACUUUGUUGAAUACGACGAGCACGGAUUGGUCAAGGGGGCCAAGGCGUCUGCAAAGUCAAAGUACCCGGAGGAUGUCUACAUAAGCAACCACACAUCGGUAUGGGGCAGCUGGUGGUCAAAUUUCCAGUGGGGCUACGAAUGCUGCCACUCUACUAUCAAGAACAGCUACUGCACGGGUGAAGACGGCAAGAAGGCCUGGGAGGCGUCGGAAAAGCAGAGAAGCGGCGCAAAUCUGCUCGAAGAAGCAGCUGAAGACAAUGCUGAGGACCAGGAGGCUGCUGCCGCCGAAUCGAGUCGGACAGAUGACGCGAAGAAUGAGAAGCAGAACCUUAAACGGACGAGGGAGGAGAUGGCGAGUGGCAUCACAGAGGAAGAGCUUGAAGAUUACCGGCGAAAGCGGACAGCGGCUGACGAUCCGAUGGCAAAGUUCCUGGGCAAGGAUGAACUCGUACAUUAG